GUGGACAGAAGCGCAAACUCGUGCAUAUGUCAAAGCCGUCGAGUGUAUUUUUCUGAAGCACGACAAAAAGUGAGAUUCUCGGGGUGAUUUUUCGCUGAAAAAAGUGACAAUAGGCUGAAGUGGCAUCUGAAAGCAUUCCAAAAGCCAUCAGUUGGAUGUUCUUAGCGCACUAGCGUGAGGAUUGAGUGACCAUUUUGCCGAUAAAUCGCGUUAAAAGGCUUUUGAAGAAAUCACUUCUGUAAUGGCUGCCACUGACAAGGCAUCGGACGACUCCCUCUAUCCCAUUGCCGUGUUGAUCGACGAGCUCAAGAAUGAGGACAUUCAGCUCCGUCUCAACUCCAUCAAGAAGCUAUCGACCAUUGCUCUGGCGCUGGGCGAGGAAAGGACGCGCACGGAGCUGAUUCCCUUCCUCACAGAGACCAUCUAUGACGAGGAUGAGGUGCUGCUGGCUCUGGCCGAUCAAUUGGGCCAGUUCACGAGUCUCGUGGGCGGACCCGACUAUGCCAUGUACCUUCUGCCGCCGCUCGAGUCCCUAGCCACCGUGGAGGAGACGGUGGUGCGCGACAAAGCCGUGGAAUCGCUGAGGAUUGUGGCUGCCCAGCACAGUGCAACUGAUUUGGAGGCGAGUGUGGUGCCCACACUGCAGCGCCUCGUCACCGGCGACUGGUUCACCUCACGCACGUCCGCGUGUGGCCUUCUGUCCGUGUGCUAUCCGCGUGUCUCGCAGCCAGUGAGGGCUGAGCUGCGUGCGAGUUUCCGGAAGCUCUGCCUGGACGAGACGCCGAUGGUGAGACGCGCAGCUGCCAGCAAAUUGGGUGAAUUCGCGAAGGUGGUGGAACCCGAGUCCCUCAAGUCCGACAUCAUCCCCAUGUUCGUGCAUCUGGCGCAGGAUGAUCAGGACUCCGUGCGCUUGCUGUCCGUGGAGGCGUGCGUCAGCAUCGCGCAGUUGCUGCAGCAGGACGAGCUUGAACACUUGGUGAUGCCCACACUUCGCCAGUGCGCCGGGGAUUCGUCCUGGCGCGUCCGCUACAUGGUGGCUGAUCACUUUACAGACAUGCAAAACGCCCUCGGGCCGGAGAUUACCAAAACUGACCUUGUGCCUGCUUUCCAGUAUCUCCUGAAGGACUCCGAGGCUGAAGUUCGCGCUGCAGCUGCCACGAAAGUCAAGGAUUUCUGUGCAAAUCUGGACAAGACCAAUCGCGUGCAAAUCAUCAUGACGUCAAUUCUGCCGUAUGUGAAGGAGCUGGUGUCGGAUCCCAAUCAGCACGUCAAGUCGGCCCUCGCCUCAGUGAUAAUGGGCCUGAGCCCAAUUCUCGGCAUGUCCAACACCGUGGAACACUUGCUGCCACUAUUCCUUAUCCAGCUGAAGGACGAGUGCCCCGAAGUGAGGCUGAACAUCAUCAGCAAUCUGGACUGCGUGAACGACGUGAUUGGCAUUCAGCAGCUGUCGCAGUCGCUGCUGCCGGCCAUCGUGGAGCUGGCGGAGGACACAAAGUGGCGUGUGCGACUGGCGAUCAUUGAGUACAUGCCAUUGCUGGCGGGGCAGCUGGGUCAGGAGUUCUUUGACCAGAAGCUGCGCGCACUGUGUAUGGGAUGGCUCAACGAUCACGUGUACGCCAUUCGCGAGGCGGCGGCGCAGAACAUGAAGAAGCUGGUGGAGCAAUUUGGAGCCGCCUGGGCGGAAUCCGCCAUCAUACCCAUGAUUCUGGUGAUGUCGCGCAACAAGAACUACUUGCACCGCAUGACAUGCCUCUUCUGCAUCAAUGUGCUGGCCGAGGUGUGCGGCACGGAGAUCACCACGCGCGUUCUGCUGCCCACGGUUCUUGUGCUCGCCACGGAUCUCGUGGCCAAUGUGCGCUUCAAUGUGGCGAAGACACUGCAGAAAAUCUCACCAUUCAUCGAUACCACGGCCAUUGAGACCCAAGUGAAGCCUGUGCUGGACACCCUGAGUUCGGACAAGGAUGUGGACGUCAAGUAUUUUGCAUCGGAAGCGAUUGCGGGUAUUGCAGGUUGAACAGUGGAGUACAAUUAGGCAGAACAGAAUCGCAACGGCGACUGCGAGAGAGAGAGAGAAGGAGAGAGAAAGCAGUGAAGGAAAUUUUAAAAUAUUUUUACAAUAUCAACAAGAGUAAAAUCAUCAGGCGCACCCAUUUUCAAGAGAUCUCCAAAUUAUGAGAUGAUUUGGCUUCAAAGCAGUAGAAAAAGAAAAAAAACAACAAGGAGAAGAAAUGAGAUGGAAUACUAGAACUAUACUUAUAAUGACUAAAAUAACGUUAAUCGUAAAUGAAAGAGAGUUUGUAUCUUAAUAUUUACAUUAUGUAUUUAGAUUUAAUAAAUGAAAUAUUAUAAUGGAAUAAUUAAGGUAUAUCUUGUAUGCAGAUAAGGAAAAAUCAGUGGAAUUGCACGAGUGGAAGAAAAUGACUUCUGGGAAAUUGUGUAUUUUCACUGAUAUUUGCUUUUUUUCUUAACAUAUUUAAUUAAUUAUAGCACUGUAAGGUUAUUCAGAGUAGAUGUGUAAACAACCUCAAUGUUGAGAGCAAAGAGAGAAUUAUUUCAAAAGUCUAUCCCAAGAUUCUUGUCUGUUGGGCUUUUCUAUCUCUAAAUUAUAUGAGGGAGAGAAUCUGUAUGGAAAUAAAAAGGAAGAGUUUACCUGGAAAA
Molecule: messenger RNA, 2658 nt
Organism: Phlebotomus argentipes
Lineage: Eukaryota; Metazoa; Arthropoda; Insecta; Diptera; Psychodidae
Gene: Pp2A-29B
Product: serine/threonine-protein phosphatase PP2A 65 kDa regulatory subunit
Exons: 4
Coding region: 242-2014 (590 amino acids)
Biological process (GO): protein dephosphorylation
Cellular component (GO): cytoplasm; protein phosphatase type 2A complex
Molecular function (GO): protein phosphatase regulator activity; protein binding
Source: RefSeq, a predicted model, not a curated record